Messenger RNA from Drosophila takahashii, 1290 nucleotides. RefSeq lists its product as uncharacterized. Lineage: Eukaryota; Metazoa; Arthropoda; Insecta; Diptera; Drosophilidae. The record is from RefSeq and is a predicted model, not a curated record.
AAAUCGAGCUACAAGUUGGUAAACAAAAUGUCCGGGAACCCCGAUAACAGUCAGUUCAACGAUGACGAAUUGGUGCCACCUGAGUGGCUAAACUCGGAGUUCAUGGCCCAUGUUCUGGGGUCCCAUGAAAAGGAACCCGUGGUCAAGGUAAUCGACUUGACCUUGUCCCCGGCGAGUGCGAAGGGCGAUCACUAUGCCAGCAUCAUGUUCCGGGCCAAGGUCAAGUAUGCCAACGCGAAUGGGGAGUUCGAAAAGUCGGUGAUCAUUAAAACGAUGCCAGAGGCGGAGGGUCACAAGAAGGAGAUGCUAGUUGGAUCGCCCAUAUUCGAAACGGAGACGGGCAUGUACACAAAGGUGUUGCCCGAAUUCGAGAGGAUUCUUCGGCAGGCCGGCGAUAGCACCAAGUUGUACGUGAAUUGCAUAUAUCAUAGCCUAUCGCCGCAUCAGGUCCUGGUCUUUGAUGAUCUCGUCGAGAUGGACUACUUUGUACUGAAGGAUCGGGACGCCACCCUGGACGAGAUUCAUCGAGUCUACUUUAAGCUGGCUAAAUGGCAUGCAGUCAGUUUAAAAGUACAGCAUGAGCAACCCGAAUUCUUAGAGGCCUACACCCACGGACUGUUUGAAAUGCCACAUUUUAUGUCUGAUCCCUUUAUGAAGACUGGAAUGCAGUUUUUCGUGGAACUUUUGAGCAAGGAGCCGGAUCUUAAUAAGUACCAUUCCUAUUUCAAAAGCAUACAGGGAGAUUUCCUGGAGCGGCUUGUGGCCGAGUGGACGGAAAUCCGAAACAACCCGAAAGUAGACCCGUACAGGGUACUUUGCCACGGCGACCUGCACCUUCGAAACAUUAUGUUCAAGUAUAAGGAUCCUGGAUCUUUCGAGGACUGCAUGCUACUGGACUUUCAAAUCUCCCAUCUUUUUCCCCUGACAUUCGAUUUGGUCUAUUCAAUAUACAUGCUUAUGGAGGCGGAGCAUCGAUUUAAGCACUACGAUGAUUUAAUCGACUAUUACUUUUUCGUUUUUGAGGAUGUUUUAAAGAAAAUCGGCUAUAAGGGUGAAAUGCCUACCCAAGAGGGUCUUUGGCAGCGCCUGCUUCAGCCUAAAUACUACCAUUUCUUCCUUUUAAGUACCUUUCUUCCUUUGAUGUGGGCAGUAAGGGAUAAGUCUGUUGACUUUGGCGAUCUGCUUCAGAAUGAGGAGAAGCGACGGAAAUGCUCAUUUUCUGAGGGUUACAUUAAGGAUGUGAAAAGAAUGCUGGCCCGAUGGGAUAUGUUCGGUUUACUGCAGGCUUGA